UGUAUACACAGGUCUGAAAAUUGUAAUGGAAGGGGGAAGGCUGUUAGCGGUCAGAAAAUGUUUCUGAAGUAAAUUGCGCCAAUCGAUUUGAUGGUCUUCGUUGUCAGCGCGCCUUUUGUCUGCGAUCUGAAACAGGACCGUGUCUGCAACUGAAAUGUACUCUAUUAUGUGAAUCUACAUUUAUUUAAAAAAAACAUUCUUUUAUACUACAUAAAAUACCGUACGGUUACUCUAAAUAAGUUGAAAGAAAUUAUGAAAAAUAAUUUAGUUUAUAUUCUUUAUCUUCAAUGGUAAGAACGGCGAAGAUGGCGUUAAAUGCUGAAGUUUAACAAAUUACCGCUAUGGUUAGCGGCCGAAAACAUAUCUCCCGAUGUUAAGAAUCUUAUCCCCACUACGGAAGUUUUCGGACCUACGGAAGUUUCGGUCGCCAGUGUUUGCGACCGUGGAAUAGGAGCUAGUCAAGGUUUAGUAAACGGGUUACAAGAAAUAGACAAACUUAAGUCUCAAGUUCAAGAUGUUCAUGUACCUUUGGAGGUUUUCGAUUACAUUGAUCAAGGCAGAAAUCCACAAUUAUAUACUAAGGAUUGCAUAGAAAAGGCAUUAACUAAAAAUGAACAAGUGAAAGGAAAAAUCGAUGCUUAUAGGAAAUUUAAAGCAAACAUGCUUGUAGAGCUAACUAGAGUUUUCCCACAUGAGUUGGCUAAAUAUAGAGCUAUACGUGGUGAUGAAUGAACAGAAAGUAAACCAAACAACAUAAUACUUUUUUGUUAAUUUUUUUAUAAUAUCCUAAUUACAUAUAUAAUAAAUAUUUAUUAAAAAAAA
Bombus impatiens (common eastern bumble bee) is the source of this 822-nucleotide messenger RNA. RefSeq names its product mediator of RNA polymerase II transcription subunit 10 (gene MED10). The record is from RefSeq and is a predicted model, not a curated record. NCBI's taxonomy places the organism in Eukaryota, Metazoa, Arthropoda, Insecta, Hymenoptera, Apidae. The coding region runs from base 316 to 732 and encodes 138 amino acids. Gene Ontology annotation, cellular component: mediator complex; chromatin. Gene Ontology annotation, biological process: positive regulation of transcription by RNA polymerase II. The transcript is spliced from 3 exons. Gene Ontology annotation, molecular function: transcription coregulator activity.